Molecule: messenger RNA, 1203 nt
Organism: Mytilinidion resinicola
Lineage: Eukaryota; Fungi; Ascomycota; Dothideomycetes; Mytilinidiales; Mytilinidiaceae
Exons: 2
Coding region: 156-968 (270 amino acids)
Source: RefSeq, a predicted model, not a curated record
AAGUUCUACGCCUCUCAUCUCCAUACAAUAUAAUGUUAGAAACCAUGCCCAGCAUACCAAGUCUCAUCGCCAAGCUUAGAAUCUCAGCAUCUAUUUCCUACGCAGAGCCGAUACUCUAAUACUCAUUACAUGACUAGCCUUCCGUGGUAGCAGUGAUGAUUUCCAACUACGGCCGCAAAUUCGCCUUCAUACUCUUCACCCUCAUCCUCAUCGGCCUAUCUGUCGCUGCCGUCGUGCUUAAAACCUCAAGCAUCACGUUCAUGAAAGAGGAAUCCGGCACUUCCUUCUUUUCCGACAAUGUCACCAGCAACCAGAUGCACCAGAUAUGGGUGCUCCCCGAGAAUCUCUACCGCACACCCACCAAGUUCGUGAUCGGGACUGCGAUAACCUCGAUCGUUAUUAGUGCACUCACGCUCGCAUACAUGGCCAUGCACAUCCGCGAUGCUAUUGCAUCCCUCCCCCCACCAACAGCUCUCGUCGCCUUCGUCGCUCUCUUGCUCAACGCUAUUCUCGCCCUCGCAGCAAUGAUAGCGCUGCAAACCACCCACGAAUUCUCCGCUCAAUUGAUGACUGAUCACAACUCCACUCUCCCCGCCGGGGUUUACGACUCCAGCACCUUCGACCUCGAGACCUGGGCCUGCGAGGUAAAGAAUGUAAAAGAUGUAUCGAGAUUCAUGCACGAUAGCCUAUCGAAUCAGUGUCGGGUUGAACGGGCUGGGAGACUGGUUGUGGUUUUCUGGAUGCUGACCCCAGUCGUGGUGGCUGGUAUGGCAGGGUGGAUGCUUUGGGGGGUAAAGAAGGGGCUGGGUGGGAAGGAUGCAGGACAGGGAAACAAAAGGGGGUGGAAAGAGUGGAUUCCUCUGAAUUGGUGGAAGAGCGGGCGUGUGAGACAUAUGCCGGCGCCAGUGCCUUUAGAGAGGAGGCCAUAUUCGUCACAGUAUAGUGCUGCGAAUCGGUCGGCCGCAUAGGAGGUUUACGACAUUCGAAUAGGCUGAUCGAUGAAUGCUAGAUGGUAUUUGGAAUGGUUAAAAAGAGUAUGAAGUGGACAAAUUGGAGGAUAAACUGAUACAAGUAUAGAUAGAAGAGUCGGCUACUGAAUGAAAAGUAGGAGCCGGUAUCCUGCAACAUCGAAGCUCGAGGGGCUAUGAUUAUCCACCAAUUAUUAUACAACGAGAAUUUUAGAAAGAAUCAAGGAAAUCCAGG